Molecule: messenger RNA, 2287 nt
Organism: Silurus meridionalis
Lineage: Eukaryota; Metazoa; Chordata; Actinopteri; Siluriformes; Siluridae
Product: mucin-3A-like
Exons: 25
Coding region: 68-2287 (739 amino acids)
Source: RefSeq, a predicted model, not a curated record
AGAGCCUGUAUUCUUUAACACAAAUCGCUGUGUGUGUUGCAGUGGACAUAUUAUUGCUUGAGACUGGAUGGUUAUGACUUUGGAAAAAAAAUUAAGAUUUGCCGUCUUUAAAAAUCAUGGCAGCAGAAAAGCUACACUCUUCACCAUACUGUGUAUAUGGUCGAUGCUUACCUGGACUCGUGCUCAUGAACCUGAUUCAUCUACGGCCUCCGUAAAGCUGCUGUUCGACUGGUGCUCAGAUCCGGUUCCUAGUGAGAGUUCGGUUCUCAGUGCUGUCACAACUCUGCUGAAAUCUCGAUCUGCCAACAUCCCAGAUAAUGUGAAAAUACUGGGCUUCUACUAUGACAAAAUUCCAGGAAACUCCUUUAAAGUUGCCUUCAUAAUAAGAGUUAAUGACAAUCUGACAAAGAAGCAAAAACACGGGAAAAAUACCAAACAGCAAAUUAAAACAUCCAUCAAUAACCUAUUAAACAGAUUAUUUAAUGAACCUGGAGCAGAACCUUUUGAACCCCAUAGCUCCACCUUCAGGAAUUGGGAGCUUGAUAUAGAGUAUAGCUUUGGAUGUAGGCAAAGCAAACAUCCAGUCAGCUUCAUAAAUGAACUCAUUGCAUCAACAACUACGAGUAAGCUGAAGGACUACAAGAAAUCUGAUAAAUUACAUAACAAAAACAAACAGACAAAAGUUCCACCAACAACUACAAGAAAUCUGGAGGACAGCAAUAAAACAAAACAAGUGCAUGAAAGAAGAACCAAACAGACAACAGUUCUUCCAAAAACUACAACAAAUAGGAACAUCGAUGGAUCAACACUCACUCCAACUACACCUCUGGUACAGACUUCUCCAGAAUCUUCAACCACAAUCGAUGGAUCAACACUCACUCCAACUACACCUCUGGUACAGACUUCUCCAGAAUCUCCAACCACAAUUGGAGCAGCUGUGAUUCAAAUCAGGCUGGUGUUCAACGACUGCAUGAUUGUUCCUAGUGAGUGUUUGGUCCUCAGUGAUAUGGAAUCUCUGCUAAAAUCAACACUCACAAGCGUCUCAGAGUCAGUAACAGUGCUGGACUACAGCUACAACGAAAAAUCAAACACCUCAUUCGCAGUAAACAUCAUAUUUAGCAUCAAUAACAUCAGCAUGCCGAUGAACCCUGACCUCAGGAGUGACACCUACACCCAAGUGAAGAGCAUCUUCACUAACAUUGUGAACACAGUUCUAAAUAAUUCUGGUGCAUCUCCAUCUGAACCCACUACCUUCAACUUCACGAGUUCAGAUGAUCAAGUUAAUGGCUACAUGGAAUACAGUUUAUUAAGCUGCUUCAGUCAGCGUGAGAACGACCCAUCAACACUCACUCCAACUACACCUCUGGUACAGACUUCUCCAGAAUCUUCAACCACAAUCGAUGGAUCAACACUCACUCCAACUACACCUCUGGUACAGACUUCUCCAGAAUCUCCAACCACAAUUGGAGCAGCUGUGAUUCAAAUCAGGCUGGUGUUCAACGACUGCAUGAUUGUUCCUAGUGAGUGUUUGGUCCUCAGUGAUAUGGAAUCUCUGCUAAAAUCAACACUCACAAGCGUCUCAGAGUCAGUAACAGUGCUGGACUACAGCUACAACGAAAAAUCAAACACCUCAUUCGCAGUAAACAUCAUAUUUAGCAUCAAUAACAUCAGCAUGCCGAUGAACCCUGACCUCAGGAGUGACACCUACACCCAAGUGAAGAGCAUCUUCACUAACAUUGUGAACACAGUUCUAAAUAAUUCUGGUGCAUCUCCAUCUGAACCCACUACCUUCAACUUCACGAGUUCAGAUGAUCAAGUUAAUGGCUACAUGGAAUACAGUUUAUUAAGCUGCUUCAGUCAGCGUGAGAACGACCCAUCAACACUCACUCCAACUACACCUCUGGUACAGACUUCUCCAGAAUCUUCAACCACAAUCGAUGGAUCAACACUCACUCCAACUACACCUCUGGUACAGACUUCUCCAGAAUCUCCAACCACAAUUGGAGCAGCUGUGAUUCAAAUCAGGCUGGUGUUCAACGACUGCAUGAUUGUUCCUAGUGAGUGUUUGGUCCUCAGUGAUAUGGAAUCUCUGCUAAAAUCAACACUCACAAGCGUCUCAGAGUCAGUAACAGUGCUGGACUACAGCUACAACGAAAAAUCAAACACCUCAUUCGCAGUAAACAUCAUAUUUAGCAUCAAUAACAUCAGCAUGCCGAUGAACCCUGACCUCAGGAGUGACACCUACACCCAAGUGAAGAGCAUCUUCACUAACAUUGAGUUCAGAUGA